GAGCGGAAAAAAAGUUGGGGCGUGCAGAAGAGGAGAAGAAGAGCAGCGGAAAGAGUGCGUGGACUUGCUCCCUGACAAUUUUUGGGGGGGAUGAAGUUUACCCUUUUGCUUUCUUUAUUUUGGGGAUAAAACGAAAAUCGACGGCGACAAGCAGGACGUUCCAGUUGCGCACCAUAUGUGUGUUUCGCACGGUGGAAUUUAUCUCAUCAAGCACAUAACGAUAGACGGCCACGCGUGAAUAGAUUUCCUCCGUCAUCAUGGAGUCCCACUGCCGCAAAUUGGCCACCACCUGCGCACAAAUAGACCACCACCCGCACCACCCAUUUACCGGGACUAAACUCGCCUCCUCCAUGGCGUCCGGUUUGCAGCCGUUGGUGCGAGCCGUGGACUCCGGCAAGCACCGCAUGGACGCGCACGCGGUGUCGGACACGUCCAGCCCGGAAACCGUGGAGAAAGAGAAAAGCCAGAGCAAGAACGACGACUCGUCUGACGACCCGUCGAAGAAAAAGAGACAGCGGCGUCAGAGGACUCACUUCACCAGCCAGCAGCUGCAGGAGCUGGAGGCCACCUUCCAGCGAAACCGAUACCCGGACAUGAGCACUCGAGAGGAGAUAGCCGUGUGGACCAACCUCACCGAGGCCAGGGUUCGGGUCUGGUUCAAGAACCGGCGCGCCAAGUGGAGGAAGAGGGAGCGUAACCAGCAGGCCGAGCUGUGCAAGAACGGCUUCGGCCCGCAGUUCAACGGACUCAUGCAGCCCUACGACGACAUGUACCCGGGCUACACGUACAACAACUGGGCCGCCAAGGGCCUGACGUCGGCCUCGCUGUCCACCAAGAGCUUCCCCUUCUUCAACUCCAUGAACGUCAACCCGCUGUCGUCGCAGGCCAUGUUCUCGCCGCCCAACUCCAUUUCGUCCAUGACGUCGGGCAUGGUGCCGUCGGCCGUGGCGGGCUCCAGCCUCAACGGCCUCAACAACCUGAACAACCUCAGUGGGCCGUCGCUCAACUCGGCCGUGGCGGCGCCGGCGUGCCCCUACGCGCCGCCCACGCCGCCUUACGUCUACCGGGACACUUGCAACUCCAGCCUGGCCAGCCUGAGACUGAAAGCCAAGCAGCAUUCGAGCUUCGGCUACGCCGGCGUGCAGAGCCCCGCCACGAACCUGAGCGCUUGCCAGUACGCCGUGGACAGGCCGGUGUGAGACGCGCGCACCCCACUAAAAACAGCCCACUCCACCCCCACUCACGCCCACCCUCGGAGGUAGAGAGAGAGAGAGAGAGAGAGAGAGAGAGAGAGAGAGAGAGACAGAGCGAGACAGACAGACAGACAGACAGAAAUUACCACACUGAGCGUCGAUUUUCCCAAAGGGGAUGUACAGUGAUCCAAAACUCAAAUGCCAGGCAUGGUGGUCAGGUUUCAUCCACAGGAACAAGAGACUACUAUUAUUAUUGUAUUCUGUUUUUCCCCCUUCCAUAAAAGGGCACUUAAAACUGAACCACUGAAAAUGUUUGUUUUUAUUUUCUUUAAGUUUUAUUCCCCGAUUUGUUGUCUGAAAACUUGUGUAUAUAUCCAAACAUCUCCAAAGAUGUGGUUCAAUUUAUUAACGCAUGCGUGGUAGGGAAUAAAUAACAAUGUUUUGCUUGGAAACAAAAGUUAAAAAAAGAGGGGGGUGUAAAUACUAAAACGCACCGCAUUGGUGGGUUUCUAACAUAAUAUAAAGUUAUUAUUAUUCAUGUCUGUGUGAACAUUUUAGACUAGUAAUCCUAGAGGAAGAAGAAGAAAAAGCGCAUUAAAAUGUUCCUGUAAAAUAUUUGGUACGGAUCGCCCCACCCCACCCAAAUGUGUUUUAUUUAAUGGAAGUAAAUAUAUUGUUCAAAUCCUU
Messenger RNA from Hippocampus zosterae (dwarf seahorse), 1880 nucleotides. RefSeq names its product paired-like homeodomain 2 (gene pitx2). The record is from RefSeq and is a predicted model, not a curated record. Lineage: Eukaryota; Metazoa; Chordata; Actinopteri; Syngnathiformes; Syngnathidae. Gene Ontology annotation, molecular function: RNA polymerase II cis-regulatory region sequence-specific DNA binding; DNA-binding transcription factor activity, RNA polymerase II-specific. The transcript has 5 exons. Gene Ontology annotation, biological process: anatomical structure morphogenesis; regulation of transcription by RNA polymerase II. Gene Ontology annotation, cellular component: nucleus. The coding region runs from base 258 to 1199 and encodes 313 amino acids.